AGAAAGACGUUUCGAAACUGGUUAAGAGUACCCAAGCAAGUUGAUAUCGAUCAUAAAUUCACAUUGUACUAGGAAACAAAAAUAAACAACCUUUGAGAAAGCUCUGAUCUUCUACCGGAUUUUCAAAUUUCCCCCGCUAAAAAUUAAAUGGAGUCUGAAGGGCACCGGAAUUCUUCGAACCCAUCUGUAGUUUUGGCUUCCCUUUUGAGUAAAAGAGCUAAGAUUCAUGAAGAACUCAGAAACAUCGAAAAACAGGUCUUUGACAUGGAGACGACUUAUUUACAGGACCCAAGCCAAUGUGGAAAUGUAUUGAAAGGUUAUGAUGGGUUCUUAUCUACAUCAAAGAGCACUACAUUAUUGAAGAGAUCUAGGAAGUUUCAACCGGAAGACAGACUAUUUUCCUUAUCUUCAAUCACCUCACCAGCGGCAGAAGAUCAGGCACUUGGAAGAGAAGAUGCGAGAUUGGAAUCUGGUCCAGGUCGAUACAGGGGAAUUGGUGUUUUCGGAAAUGGACAGGGCAAACCGAAGAAGGGAAGAGGCGCUAGAGAAGGGAAGAGAAUCAAACAUAACGAUCAGGAUUUCGAUUAUGAUGACGAAGCUGAAAUGUAGCUGUCCAUUACUAUAAGGAAGUUCUGCUAGCUGGUGUUUUCAGGCACUAUUUAGCAUACUUCUGUAGCAGAUGUUCUGAAAGAGAAUCAAACAAGGAUCUAUUUAUCUAACAUUGAUGCUUCAGAAUACAGCAGCCAAAUAUAAGUUACAUUUUUUUUUUCUGGGGUUUGGUAGGGAUGGGUGAGUACAGUUUCUGAUGUACAUGUUAAUCAGGGAAAUCGAUGUUUUUUUUACUGGUAAAGAAAGUUUGAGUUCUUAAUUUUACUGGUAAAGAAAGUUUGAGUUCUUAAUUUUACUGGUAAAGAAAGUUUGAGUUCUUAGUUUUACUGGUAAAGAAAGUCUGAGUUCUUAGUUUUACUGGUAAAGAAAGUUUGAGUUGUUAGUUUUUA
Molecule: messenger RNA, 998 nt
Organism: Spinacia oleracea (spinach)
Lineage: Eukaryota; Viridiplantae; Streptophyta; Magnoliopsida; Caryophyllales; Amaranthaceae
Exons: 7
Coding region: 148-609 (153 amino acids)
Cellular component (GO): histone acetyltransferase complex
Source: RefSeq, a predicted model, not a curated record